AUGGACACUGCUAUGGAAGCCAGCCUGGGCGCCACCGGCCGCGGGCCCCGCACAGACCUGGAUGAUGAGGACUCCUACCCCCAGGGUGGCUGGGACACAGUCUUCCUGGUGGCCCUGCUGCUCCUGGGGCUGCCGGCCAACGGGCUGAUGGCGUGGCUGGCUGGCUCGCAGGCCCGGCACGGAGCGGGCACGCGGCUGGCCCCGCUCCUGCUCAGCCUGGCCCUCUCAGACUUUCUGUUCCUGUCAGCAGCGGCCUUCCAGAUCCUGGAGAUCCAGCAUGGAGGGCACUGGCCGCUGGGGACGGCCGCCUGCCGCUUCUACUACUUCCUCUGGGGGGUGUCCUACUCCUCUGGCCUCUUCCUGCUGGCCGCCCUCAGCCUGGACCGCUGCCUGCUGACGCUGUGCCCGCACUGGUACCCUGGGCGCCGCCCGGCCCGCCUGCCCCUCUGGGUCUGCGCCGCGGUCUGGGUGCUGGCCACGCUCUUCAGCGUGCCGUGGCUGGUCUUCCCUGAGGCCGCUGUCUGGUGGUAUGACCUGGUCAUCUGCCUGGACUUCUGGGACAGCGAGGAGCUGCCCCUGCGGAUGCUCGAGAUCCUGGGGGGCUUCCUGCCUUUCCUGCUGCUGCUCAUCUGCCACGUGCUCACCCAGGCCGCUGCCUGCCGGGCCUGCACCUGCUGCCGCCACCAGCCUCGGCCCACGGCCCGCCAGGGCUUUGCCCGAGUGGCCAAGACCAUUUUGUCGGCCUAUGUGGUCCUGCGGCUGCCCUAUCAGCUGGCACAGCUGCUCUACCUGGCCUUCCUGUGGGACAUCUACCCUGGCUACCUGCUCUGGGAGGCCCUGGUCUACUCCGACUACCUGACCCUGCUCGACAGCUGCCUCAGUCCCUUCCUCUGUGUCAUGGCCAGCGCUGACCUCCGGGCCCUUCUGCACACGGUGCUCUCCUCCUUUGCUGCAGCUCUCUGCGAGGAGCGGCCGGGCAGCCUCAUGCCAGCCGAGCCACAGACCCAAGUGGCCUCUGAGGAUCUGAUUCUGCCGGGGCUAAUAGCUGAGGCCCAGCCCCAGCUGAACCCCACGGCCCAGCCACAGUCAGAACCCGCGGCCCAGCUACAGUCAGAACCCGCGGCCCAGCCACAGUCAGAACCCGUGGCCCAGCCUCGGCUGAACCCCACGGCCCAGCUACAGUCAGAACCCGCGGCCCAGCCACAGCUGAACCCCCCAGCCCAGCCACAGUCAGAUUCUGUGGCCCAGCCCCAGUCAAACACUAAGGCCCAGAGCCCUGGACCUGCUGCCAGCUCAGCCCCCAGCCCCUGUGAUGAAGCCUCCCCUGCCCCAUCGUCAAAUCCCACUCCAGGAGCCCCUGAGAACCCAGCCAUGCCUGCUGCCUCUGAGGGACAAAGCCCCAGCAGUGCCCCGGCAGAGGAGUCCCCCAGCACAGGCCCCGCAUGA
Molecule: messenger RNA, 1446 nt
Organism: Cynocephalus volans (Philippine flying lemur)
Lineage: Eukaryota; Metazoa; Chordata; Mammalia; Dermoptera; Cynocephalidae
Gene: GPR152
Product: G protein-coupled receptor 152
Exons: 1
Coding region: 1-1446 (481 amino acids)
Biological process (GO): G protein-coupled receptor signaling pathway
Cellular component (GO): membrane
Molecular function (GO): G protein-coupled receptor activity
Source: RefSeq, a predicted model, not a curated record